CGUACCGAUGUUCCGGGUAUUUUGGAGCCUUUCGAGUUUUAUUUUGAAAUGAAAACCGGAACACCCCGGGCUCACGUUUUCUCGCCUCAUGGCGCUUUGUGACACACGCACUGAUAAGUGACUCUUGGAAUCAACUCGUCGAUAUGGGGCCGACAGGUGAAGUGGUGAUGGGUGCUCCAACCCUCGUGUGCUCCCAGAACCGCCUGCGAUGGGAUCUGGGCGCAGAAGAGAUCCUCAAGAAGGCCGACGAGCUCAUCGCCAGCACCGAGGAUGCUUACAACCGCGUCGGCGCUCUGGCCUUGGACGCAGUCACCUUCGAGAACACGCUCAAGGUGCUCGCCGACGUGGAGGUGGAGUACACGGUCCAGAGGAACAUGCUGGACUUCCCGCAGCACGUUUCGCCGAACAAGGAAGUGCGUACGGCGAGCACGGCGGCGGACAAGCAGCUGUCAGAGUUCGACGUGGAAAUGAGCAUGAGGGAAGACGUGUACCAGAGGAUCGUGGCCCUGGAGAAGAAGACCGAAACCAGCAGCCUGACUUCCGAGUCCAAGCGUUACAUGGAGCGGCUCAUCAAAUUGGGCAAGAGAAAUGGACUCCACCUGCCUAAAGAGACGCAAGAGGAGAUUAAAAGCAUCAAGAAGAAGCUGAGCAGCCUGUGCAUCGACUUCAACAAGAACUUGAACGAGGACACCACCAGUCUGUCCUUCAGCAGGGAGGAACUGGGCGGACUCCCGGAGGACUUCCUGAGCUCGCUGGAGAAAGAUGGAGACAAUCUGAAGCUGACCCUGAAGUAUCCACACUACUUCCCCACCAUGAAGAAAUGCUUCGUCCCAGAAACCCGCAAGAAACUGGAGGAGGCCUUCAACUCGCGCUGCAGAGAGGAGAACUCUGUCAUCCUGAAAGAGUUGGUGGAGCUUCGAGCCCGCAAGAGUUCUCUGCUUGGUUUCAGCACCCACGCCGACUUUGUGCUGGAGAUGAACAUGGCCAAGUCUGGCAAGCAGGUGGCCGCCUUCCUAGAGGAACUGGCCCGUAAGCUUAAGUCUCUGGGUGAAGAAGAACGUGCUGUACUUCUCAAACUGAAGGAGGAAGAGUGCAAGAAGAGAGAUCUUGUCUUCAGUGGAGACCUGCACGCCUGGGAUACUCGCUACUUCAUGACCCAGGUGGAGGAGACGCAGUACGUGGUGGACCAGAACCUUUUGAAGGAGUAUUUUCCCAUGGAGGUGGUGACUCAGGGACUGUUGGACAUCUACCAGGAGCUUCUGGCUUUGACCUUUGAGCUGGUGGAUGGCGCCCCCGUGUGGCACCCAGAUGUGAAGCUCUACUCCGUGAAAGACCGCAGCUUAGGUCACGAGGUUGGCCAGUUCUACCUGGACCUCUACCCGAGGGAGGGCAAGUACGGGCACGCCGCCUGUUUUGGCCUGCAGCCUGGCUGCCUGCUGCCAAACGGCGCUCGGCAGAUGUCGGUGGCGGCCAUGGUGGCCAACUUCAGCAAACCCACGGCCGACGCUCCGUCCUUGCUGCAGCACGACGAGGUGGAGACAUACUUCCACGAGUUUGGACACGUCAUGCAUCAGCUGUGUGCUGAGGCAGACUACGCUAUGUUCAGCGGGACUCACGUGGAGCGGGACUUUGUUGAGGCUCCGUCCCAGAUGUUGGAGAACUGGGUGUGGGAGAAGGAGCCUCUGCAGAGGAUGUCACGUCACUACAAGACAGGAGGCGCUAUUCCCGACGAGCUGCUCGACAAACUCAUCAAGUCCCGCUUGGCCAACACAGUAUUGUCUGCUGGGGUAGGGGGAGCAUGGCCAGAGACAGGAGCAGACUCAACAAAGCAACCAAGAAAGCCAACUCCACCCUCAGCUGCCCACCAACUCUCGGCCAGUGUCCAGUCCGCAUGGAUGAGCGAGGAUACGUCUAAGGAGACCGAGGUGUCAGAUACCUGCUCUUUUAGCCAAGACACUGUGAAGCUUGUCCAGCUCUCCACAUCUUCUCCAGACUCUGCAGUCCUGUCUCUUCAUCCACAUCUCCUCCAGUCUCUCCAAACUCUGCAGUCUUGUCUCUUCAUCCACAUCUCCUCCAGUCUCUCCAGACUCUGCAGUCCUGUCUCUUCAUCCACAUCUCCUCCAGUCUCUCCAGACUCUGCAGUCCUGUCUCUUCAUCCACAUCUCCUCCAGUCUCUCCAGACUCUGCAGUCCUGUCUCUUCAUCCACAUCUCCUCCAGUCUCUCCAGACUCUGCAGUCCUGUCUCUUCAUCCACAUCUCCUCCAGUCUCUCCAAACUCUGCAGUCCUGUCUCUUCAUCCACAUCUCCUCCAGUCUCUCAAGACUCUGCAGUUCUGUCUCUUCAUCCACAUCUCCUCCAGUCUCUCCAAACUCUGCAGUCCUGUCUCUUCAUCCACAUCUCCUCCAGUCUCUCCAAACUCUGCAGUCUUGUCUCUUCAUCCACAUCUCCUCCAGUCUCUCCAAACUCUGCAGUCUUGUCUCUUCAUCCACAUCUCCUCCAGUCUCUCCAAACUCUGCAGUCCUGUCUCUUCAUCCACAUCUCCUCCAGUCUCUCCAAACUCUGCAGCCCUGUCUCUUCAUCCACAUCUCCUCCAGUCUCUCCAAACUCUGCAGUCCUGUCUCUUCAUCCACAUCUCCUCCAGUCUCUCCAAACUCUGCAGUCUUGUCUCUUCAUCCACAUCUCCUCCAGUCUCUCCAAACUCUGCAGUCUUGUCUCUUCAUCCACAUCUCCUCCAGUCUCUCCAAACUCUGCAGUCCUGUCUCUUCAUCCACAUCUCCUCCAGUCUCUCCAAACUCUGCAGCCCUGUCUCUUCAUCCACAUCUCCUCCAGUCUCUCCAAACUCUGCAGUCCUGUCUCUUCAUCCACAUCUCCUCCAGUCUCUCCAAACUCUGCAGUCUUGUCUCUUCAUCCACAUCUCCUCCAGUCUCUCCAAACUCUGCAGUCUUGUCUCUUCAUCCACAUCUCCUCCAGUCUCUCCAAACUCUGCAGUCCUGUCUCUUCAUCCACAUCUCCUCCAGUCUCUCCAAACACUAUAGUGGUGCCAUCUUGGG
Molecule: messenger RNA, 3050 nt
Organism: Nerophis ophidion (straightnose pipefish)
Lineage: Eukaryota; Metazoa; Chordata; Actinopteri; Syngnathiformes; Syngnathidae
Product: thimet oligopeptidase-like
Exons: 12
Coding region: 144-3035 (963 amino acids)
Biological process (GO): proteolysis; peptide metabolic process
Cellular component (GO): mitochondrial intermembrane space
Molecular function (GO): metalloendopeptidase activity
Source: RefSeq, a predicted model, not a curated record